Molecule: messenger RNA, 1677 nt
Organism: Kuraishia capsulata CBS 1993
Lineage: Eukaryota; Fungi; Ascomycota; Pichiomycetes; Pichiales; Pichiaceae
Exons: 1
Coding region: 1-1677 (558 amino acids)
Biological process (GO): sphingosine biosynthetic process; ceramide biosynthetic process
Cellular component (GO): endoplasmic reticulum
Molecular function (GO): pyridoxal phosphate binding; serine C-palmitoyltransferase activity
Source: RefSeq, a predicted model, not a curated record
AUGUCGGAUUCCCACAGAGUGACAUCUAUUGCGGUGCCGGAGUUUGUGACGGUGAUCAUUGCCAAAGUUGUUUCAGAGUUCCACUCGUCGAUUACUCUAAUACAGAGACUUCCAGGAGGGAGUCUCAUUAUCAGGUACAUCAGAUCGUCUUAUAAAAAUGAUCCAAUUAGAUCGUUGUUUGAGCUGGCGCUUGCUCUUUUGGCAUUGUACUACUUUUUCAGUUCCAGAUACUCUCAGUCGGAACAGGAGAUGAUCAAGCUGUCCAACAGAGACGUGGACGAGCUUGUGGACGACUGGAUCCCCGAGCCUUUGGUUCCUCCAAUUGGUGAUAAUGAAAGGUGGCAGGUUGACUCGAUCCCUGUCACCAAGGGUGGAAUUUCGGGCAGGAUCACUCUGCUGACGCCGCAAGGCACCGAGCUCAAGAACGUGAUGAACCUGAGCUCCAGAGACUAUCUGUCUAUGAGUACCAACAAACUGGUUGCAGAGAAUUGCAAAGCCGUGAUCAACAACUCCGGAGUUGGAGCAUGUGGUCCACCCAACUUCUACGGAACCCAAGAUGUUCACGUGAGAUUUCAAGAGGACAUUGCUGGAUUCCUCGGGGCAGAGGAAGGAAUCAUUUAUGGACAGGAUUUUGCGACGCAUUCCUCGGUUCUACCUGCAUUUUUGAAAAGAGGAGACAUCGCUGUUGUAGACGGCGGUGUCAGUGUUGCACUGCAGAAGGCUGUGUUGAUUUCGCGUUGCUCUAUUGAAUGGUACAACCACAACGACAUGGACCAUCUGGAACAGGUGCUAGACAGCUUGAAGGAAGAGUUGUCUGAGGGACCAAUUACGAGGCGGUUCAUAGUCACUGAAGGUUUGUUCGAUAACUUUGGUGACUCGCCAGAUCUGGCUAAAAUCGUGGAAUUGAAGAACAAGUACAAGUUCAGACUCUGCCUUGACGAGACCAACUCCAUCGGUGUUCUUGGACCAAACGGAAGAGGUCUUCCCGAGCAAUAUGGAAUCCCAAGAUCCAUGAUUGACGUCACUAUUGGUUCCAUGGCGCUUGCGUUGGGUUCCUCGGGUGGAUUCUGCGUUGGUUGUACUGCCAUGAUCCAGCACCAGGUUCUGAGUUCGAACGCGUAUGUUUUCUCUGCCGCGUUGCCGCCUUAUUGCGCCAAAGCCGCUUCAACAGUGCUCAAGUUGCUGGAGCAAGACCCCAAGCCGCUCACUAAACUUCAGUCCAAUUGUCAAUACGUUCACGAUCUCUUCUCUAAAACUAGAGAACUUUCUAAGUUCGUGACGGUGGUUUCCAAGCCUUAUUCCCCAGCCUUGCAUCUCAGAAUUAGCCCAGCCAUCCGUGAAGCCCUGGAAUUACCCGAAAGUUAUGGAGGUCCCGGCUCGAAGAUCGCCAAAGCCGUCAAGCAGGGCAAGGAAGAGGAUUAUUUCGACGAAUUGUACAACAGAGAGUCUUAUCUUUUGCAGAAGAUAAUAGAUUCUGUUCUAGAGCAUGGCAUCCUGAUCUCGAGAUCAAAGCGGAUUUUGCACCACGAGAUUCUGCCCAUAGUUCCCGAGCUGAUUGUGUCCAUCACAAACGAGUUCUCCAAAGACGAGCUCAAAAAGGCUUUUGCGGUGAUCAAUAAGGCCAUUAUUGGCCAUCUCAAGGACCUGAACCUUGAUGAAUUCGACAGCUUGAUUUAA